This is a messenger RNA of Centruroides sculpturatus (bark scorpion), 895 nucleotides long. RefSeq names its product Down syndrome cell adhesion molecule homolog. The transcript is spliced from 5 exons. The record is from RefSeq and is a predicted model, not a curated record. NCBI's taxonomy places the organism in Eukaryota, Metazoa, Arthropoda, Arachnida, Scorpiones, Buthidae. Gene Ontology annotation, biological process: homophilic cell-cell adhesion; dendrite self-avoidance; axon guidance. Gene Ontology annotation, cellular component: axon; plasma membrane. Gene Ontology annotation, molecular function: cell-cell adhesion mediator activity. The coding region runs from base 156 to 797 and encodes 213 amino acids.
UUAAUAAGAAAGAAUGUUAAGUUUAGCUGACAUAUCAGUCUCCGUUUGAGUUACUUUAUAUUACUAAAUUCUUACAUCUCAUUUCACAAAAUAUUCUAACUUCACAUAUUUGUAUUUGAUUGGAUCCAAUAUUUUAAAAUAUCGAAAACAACGUAAUGGUAUUAAAACAAAGUGCAAUUUUUAUCGCAUUUUUAAGCGGCUUAUCCACGAUUUCAAGUGAAUUGACGGUGCAAAACUUUACUUUUCCGAAUGCUGUUUUUGUAAACGAGCAAACAACAACUACCUGCAUCACUAAACAAGGUGGCAGCAAUUUGAUUUUUGAAUGGACUAAGGAUGGAAAUAAGAUUAAGAGUGAAAACAGAAUAAAAAUUUUAACUUACUCGGAUUUAUCCACUAUUGUGAUCAGUUCAGUAGCAGAAACCGAUUCUGGGAAUUAUACAUGCACUGUGAAAUCAGAAAAAGAACAAAGUAGUUUCACAGCCUCAUUAAAUGUUAGAGCACCACCAAAAUGGAUUAGUUCACCUUCAGAUACGUCUGUGAUUCUUAAGGAAAGCGUCAGUAUAUCUUGUUUAGCUUCUGGAGUUCCGCGACCUACAGUGACAUGGAAAAUAUCAGAUGCAAAAGGAAACUUUAACGUUCUUCAGUCUGAUUCUCAACAUUUAUUGAUAAGCGAAGGCACUCUUACUAUUAAAUCAGCUUUAAAAUAUGACCAAGGUAGUUAUACAUGUGAAGUUUCUAACGGCAUGGGAGAAGUUCUAAAGAAAACAGUAUUUAUUUCAGUAUUGAGGCAAAAUUAAAAUUUAACUUUAAAAGGAAUUCACACGAUGGCGCUAGUUGUAUGUAGUGUUGCUCUUGCGCUUUGUUUCGCGUUGUUGUCAUUGCCGCCAUAUCGUAC